Messenger RNA from Cottoperca gobio, 2871 nucleotides. RefSeq names its product calcium channel, voltage-dependent, gamma subunit 1a (gene cacng1a). The transcript has 4 exons. The record is from RefSeq and is a predicted model, not a curated record. Gene Ontology annotation, cellular component: L-type voltage-gated calcium channel complex; membrane. Bases 301 to 993 code for a protein of 230 amino acids. Gene Ontology annotation, molecular function: calcium channel regulator activity; voltage-gated calcium channel activity. Gene Ontology annotation, biological process: regulation of calcium ion transmembrane transport via high voltage-gated calcium channel; calcium ion transmembrane transport. Lineage: Eukaryota; Metazoa; Chordata; Actinopteri; Perciformes; Bovichtidae.
UGUACAGCAACUCACAGUGAGUAGGAAAAAGGGGACCUGAAACUAGGACAGAGCAGUCUGGCCCAUUUCCCUUCGAACCAGAGGCACAGAUUUGCUACAGGGGGGAGAGAAGACACUAGUCUUAGGCGGAGAGAGAAAAGGAGAAGAGACUUUCUGGGAAGCUUGCUGCAGUCACUGAGGAAAGAAGCCCCUGGGACGCAGACCAGUGUGUUCACAUUGCAGAACAUACCAUUUUAUAGAUUAUUUUUAUCAUAUCAGGGGAAGAAUAUUCUCUGAACAGAAAUCUCAUCACCUGGAAACAUGCACAAGCGCACAAAGAUAAAGAUUGCUAUUUUCGUGCUGAUGGUGGGUAUGGCUUGCAUGUUCACGGCGGUGGUAACGGACCACUGGGCAGUGCUCAGCCCGAGGGUGGAGAAAGUCAAUGAGACCUGUGAGGCGGCCCACUUCGGCCUGUGGAAGCUGUGUAAAAAGUACAUCUACAUCAGCUCGGAAAACUACUCGCCGGCGCAUGGCUGCGGACCCAUCAGCCUGCCUGGAGAGGAAAACUGCACAUACUUCAGACACUUCACUCCGGGCCUGGAUACGGAGAUAUUUGAAUAUAAAACGCAAAGAGAGUACAACAUCUCGGCUGCAGCCAUCUCCAUCUUCAGUCUAGCCUUCAUGAUCUUGGGCACUCUGUGUUUGAUGGGAUCAUGUACCGGUAAAGGCAAAGGAAGAGACUACCUCCUCAAACCUGCUGGCAUGUUUUUCGCAUUUGCAGGUCUCUGUGCCUUCAUCUCACUGGAGGUGAUGCGUCAGUCAGUCAAACGCAUGAUCGAGAGCGAGGACACAAUCUGGAUCGAAUACUACUACUCCUGGUCCUUCGCUUGUGCCUGCACCGGCUUCGUCCUCCUCUUUCUCACCGGCAUCGCCCUCCUGCUCCUCUCCAUGCCCCAGAUGCCCAGGAAUCCAUGGGAGACUUGCAUGGACGCCGAGCAGGAGCAAGUUGAGUGAUAGUUAGACAGACAGAUGAAUACGUGAUAUGAGGAAAGUGACAGUGUCUUUUAUUUUGAGUACAGAUUUGAGGAUAGGUUUAUUUCAAGAACAAGAGCUGGCCAUAAACGGGUAACGUCAUGAUGACAGAAACUGGUUUGGGUCUGGAUGGACAAAAAACGAUGGUGGGAAAUUGACCUCCCUGCAAUUAUACAGCAACUUGAAUAUGGGGCUUUUAUCGGAGUUUCGAAAGUUUGCCUUAUCCUGUAUGCCCACCCAAAGUGUAAAAAAUAGCAGUCCUCCUCUUCAGUCUGGUUCAUGUUGGAGAUCACAGCUCAAAUCUGACCUGAGGCCUAAAAGACACCAUACUUCUCAAAAAGGGCCGACCUGGGCCCCAACUCUUUUAAUGAUGGCAUAUAAUUGUUUUAAAUGCUUGAAAAUAAAAAUAAAAUGUAUCCUGUCACUGUUAUGUAACACGGUCUGGUUUGGCCUCACACAUGUCAUCGUUUUGCCACAACUUUGUUAAAAAGACAUCAACAUUUUUAGAGUCAAUGACAUUUUGAGAAUAUAGUGCAUACAGUUGACAUAUACAGUCAUAUGUGAUUUUAUGUACUGCAUAAUGUUUGAUAUCUUGUACAUAUCUAAUGUUCAUCUGUUGAUUUUUGUAUGGGAUCGCUCAAGGAAUCACUUACUUACCAGGAACAUCAAUUGAAGUGAGAGAAGUCGAGACACAUGUAUUCAAAUGUUAGGUUUCAUAUAUAAUAUUUCCAAGAUUUAUUUAGAACCUUUAAAGAUGAAGAAUGUCCCGUUAAAUAAGAACUUCUUGAAUAAAUGACUGAUUUCGAGCAAAGCAGUAGCACAGAGCAGGUUUGUGUGUGUGUGGUAGGCUGAAUGCUAAACACCCACACAGUGUGCGUGUUGGAACAGGUUCAGCUCUAGCAGGUGCACAUACAAUGCCUUUUACUUUUUGUUGACAGCUUCCUAACCACACUGAUACAAAAACAUCUCUGUUCGUUUGCAUCAUGACCCUUUUGAAAGAUGUGGCAAAUUGAUAUUUGCAUCAGUCCAUGUAACUACAUUUUCUCUGUGUGGAAGAAAUGUACAGAGAUCAUAAAACCCCACACGUGUUCAUCCUGUGCAGACAGGGUCAGCUCAGCUCUCUUUGACACUUAUUUUAACUGUAAAAAAUGACUUGCUGUAUUCUUUCAGAAUGGAUUGUAAUUAGCCAGUCGAGACAAAAACACAAUAUGGGUUCAUCAAGGGAGUUAUUUCUUAUUUACAGCCGUCAAUCACAGCAUGCAUUUCACCUGAAGCUGUCUUCAGUAUGAAAGACAGAGCUAGUCGGUCAGUUUUUGCCUUGCAAACUGUACAUAAAAUACUUUUUUUCAUUUGGGAUUUAAAAAACAAGGAGCAAAUAGAAAAUAUGGGCUGCUGCUAAAAGGUCAAGUUGUUGCUUUGGUCCAGUUGGGUUUGAGAAGCAGACAAACCGUUAUGAGCUGUUUACCCAGCCUUCCCACCAAAUACUAUACAACUUUUCAAAGGUAGAACACACCACUGUGCAACAGUCAGGGCCCUACAGCCCUCUGUGUGAUCUUGAAGUUGUGUUUUACUGUAGCUGUGGGUAUUCUGAGACACACGGAAAGUCUGAUGUCCCAUGCAAAAGUCUCUUUAGUUUCUAAUUAUAUAUAAGUUUGACUAAGAAAACAAGAAAAAGAAAAAGAAGAAAACACAAACCUGAAUACUAAUAGAAGUGGCAAUUGCUUAAAUUAAUUUCUAUAUUCUUUCAUAUGUUUUAGUAUUUUUCAUUGAAUGUUGAGUUUUUGAAUGCAGUAUAUUGUGUGUGUGUUUGUUAUGUGCUAUAUCUUCAUAACCAAAAUUAAAUCUUGAUAAGCUUGGGAA